Molecule: messenger RNA, 1158 nt
Organism: Strongyloides ratti
Lineage: Eukaryota; Metazoa; Nematoda; Chromadorea; Rhabditida; Strongyloididae
Product: Collagen triple helix repeat-containing protein
Exons: 1
Coding region: 1-1158 (385 amino acids)
Source: RefSeq, a predicted model, not a curated record
AUGUAUUUUACUGCAGUUUCUCAUUUGUCUCUUUUUUCAUUUAUUUUCAUAUGUUCUGUAUUUUGCAUAACUACUAUUGGUAUUACAAUCUCUUUGAUGUCUUAUGAAUUUUCUUCAAUUGUGGAUAUUGUAAAUUUUGAAAUGAAAAAUUUUAAUAAUGAUGCUAAUAUAGCUUUCGAAGUUCUAUUAUCUUUAGAAAGAGACAAUGAUAAUUUUAAUGUAAUAUUUAAAAGAAAAAUAGAUAAUAUUGAAAAAUUAACAAAUGAAAAUAAAGAAGUAUUUUUUGGAUUUUUAGAAAAUAAUAGAAGGCAAAAAAAAGAUACAAAUAACAAUGACCAAAUAGCUGUUGAUGCAAGUUAUUUAUUACAGGAAAAUUACAACAACUAUGGCAAUGAUAAAUAUCCUGUACCACAAUCAUUUGUUACAGCUGUAAAUAAUAUAUUAACCACAACACUUGAUGAUGGUUAUGUUACACCAUCAAGUCUAUUACCUGAAAAUAUAUAUAAUACAUUACCACCUUCAAAUACAUAUAUUAAAAGUAAACCUGAACAAUGUCCUCUAGAAAAUACAAUAAAUCCUGCUUGUCCUCCUGGUCCUCCAGGAAAAGAUGGUAAAGAUGGAUAUCCAGGUUUCCAUGGUGUACCAGGAAUUCCAGGACGUGAUGGUAUUAAUUCUAAUAGCAAUGGAAUGUAUGUGGAUAAAGAUAUUAGUAUGUGUUUUCAAUGUCCAGUUGGAAGUCCUGGUCCAAAAGGACCAAAAGGACAAACUGGAAAUCCAGGAGCUAAAGGAGCUAUUGGUGCUCGAGGUCAAGCUGGAAAACCAGGUAAUAAUGGUUAUCCAGGAAUACAAGGAAAAAUGGGACCACCAGGUAUGAGAGGUAAACAAGGAGAAAGGGGAAAACAAGGUAAAGAAGGAUAUCAUUAUUAUGGCUUACCAAAAAAAGGUCCAAAAGGUAUACCUGGUAAGCAAGGUCUUGCAGGAAUGCCAGGGAUUCCUGGUUUACAUGGAAGUCGUGGACGUACAGGAGUUCCUGGUCCUCGAGGAAAUAGUGGUUUAAGAGGUAGAGUUGGUAAACCUGGAAAAAAAGGUCCUCAGGGACCAGUAGGAACGGUAGGACCAGAUAGACUCUAUUGUGAAUGUAAAGGAAGAUCUAACUAA